Molecule: messenger RNA, 1292 nt
Organism: Alligator sinensis (Chinese alligator)
Lineage: Eukaryota; Metazoa; Chordata; Crocodylia; Alligatoridae
Gene: CIDEB
Product: cell death-inducing DFFA-like effector b
Exons: 5
Coding region: 350-1168 (272 amino acids)
Biological process (GO): apoptotic process; regulation of apoptotic process
Source: RefSeq, a predicted model, not a curated record
GGGGGACGUGGAGCCAAGGACACCUGGGAUCUCCCCCAGCUCUGGGAGAGUGGAGUCUGGUAGGGCAGAGGGGCCUGGAAGCCAGGAUGCCUGGGUUCCCUCCCAAGCCUAGGAGAGGGGUAGAGACUGGGAGCCAGGACUCCUGGGUCCUCUCCCAUCUCUGAGAGGGAAGUGGGGUCUGAUGGUGGGUCCUAGGGUCCUGGGUCCUAGGUUGGAUCAGAGCAAGAGUGUGUGCUGGGAGCCAGGACACCUGGGGGAGUAGGAUGUGGUGGCUUGGAGCCCAGACUCCUAGGUUUUGCUCACUCCUGGCACACUGGCCCAGGCCCUCUCCACACCCUGUCCCAGGGGAAUGUUGGAAUUUGCACCCCCCACACAUGCACCCUGCACCUCCCCCAGCUCUGAGCUGUCAGGUCCAGAGUCCAGCUCAACUUCCAGAGAGACAAACAGCCGCCCACAGGGGCCACCUCGCCAGCAGGCCAGGACAGCCAGACACCCCCUGCUCCCCAGCACCAUGGAGUACGUCAGCGCCCUGGCUCCUGCAUCACUGCUGCGGUCAGUGUCCAGUGCAGGCACAGAGCUGUCCCGGCGGGUCCUGGCCCCCCGCGCCACCGCCCCACGCCCCUUCCGCCUCUGCGACCACCGACAUGGCGCCCGCAAGGGCCUCAUGGCUGCCAGCCUGCCCGAGCUGCGCUGCAAGGCACUGGAGGCCCUGCAGGUGUCAGGCCCCGCCUCACUGGUGCUGGAGGAGGAUGGCACAGCUGUGGAGAGCGAGGACUUCUUCCAGAGCCUACCCGACAACACUGGGAUCAUGCUGCUGGCUCACAGGCAGAGCUGGAGCCCCACCAAGGGUGGGAGCCGAGGCCUGGGCCGGGGCCGGGAGAAGCUGGGUGGGGACAUCGCCCGCGUCACCUUUGACAUGUACAAGCUGCACCCGCGGGACCUCUUUGGGAGCCUCAGCAUCACGGCCACGUUCUACGGGCUGUACUCCAUGAGCUGUGACUUCACCUGCCUCGGGCCCAAGAAGGUGCUACGAGAAGUGCUGAAGGUGAUCUCGGCUGUGAUGCAAGGCAUGGGGCGCCUCCUCCUGGGAGCCUCCAACUACAUCCGGCGCCUCCUGGAUGGAGCCGAGACCUGGUACCAGCCCGCCCGGCUUCAGGCCUGCAAUUGAGGGGUGCUGCCCCUCUAUCCACGAUCCUGUGAUACCGCCCCUUCUAAUGACCCCCCCCACCCAUCCUGAACCCCAAUCAACUCAAUGCACAGAUGAAGCUGCUGAUUAAACUGGAGAUAGUCCA